Molecule: messenger RNA, 1231 nt
Organism: Myripristis murdjan (pinecone soldierfish)
Lineage: Eukaryota; Metazoa; Chordata; Actinopteri; Holocentriformes; Holocentridae
Gene: ckma
Product: creatine kinase, muscle a
Exons: 8
Coding region: 86-1231 (381 amino acids)
Biological process (GO): phosphocreatine biosynthetic process
Molecular function (GO): creatine kinase activity
Source: RefSeq, a predicted model, not a curated record
CCUAUUUUGGCUGUGGUGAACAGGAUCUGAUCCCAAGGACUGUUACCUCUGUUCUUGUCUGGUGUGCAGUGUCAGAAACGCAAUCAUGCCUUUCGGAAACACCCACAACAACUUCAAGCUCAACUUCAAAACUGAGGAGGAGUUCCCCGAUCUGAGCAAGCACAACAACCACAUGGCCAAGGUGCUGACCAAGGAAAUCUAUGGCAAGCUGAGGGACAAGCAGACCCCUAGUGGCUUCACUCUGGAUGAUGUCAUUCAGACUGGAGUUGACAACCCUGGUCACCCCUUCAUCAUGACCGUUGGCUGCGUCGCCGGUGAUGAGGAGUCCUACGAGGUCUUCAAGGAGCUGUUCGACCCCAUCAUCUCCGACCGUCAUGGUGGAUACAAGCCCACCGACAAGCACAAGACCGACCUGAACUUUGAGAACCUGAAGGGUGGUGAUGAUCUGGACCCCAACUACGUUCUGUCCAGCCGUGUCCGCACUGGCCGCAGCGUCAAGGGAUACACCCUGCCCCCCCACACCAGCCGUGGCGAGCGCAGAGCUAUUGAGAAGCUGUCUGUCGAGGCUCUGACUAGCCUGGACGGUGAGUUCAAGGGAAAGUACUACCCCCUGAAGUCCAUGACUGAUGCCGAGCAGGAGCAGCUGAUCAGUGAUCACUUCCUGUUUGACAAGCCCGUCUCUCCCCUGCUGACCUGUGCUGGUAUGGCCCGCGACUGGCCCGAUGCAAGAGGCAUCUGGCACAAUGACAACAAGACCUUCCUGGUCUGGGUGAAUGAGGAGGAUCAUCUGCGUGUCAUCUCCAUGCAGAAGGGAGGCAACAUGAGGGAGGUCUUCAGGCGUUUCUGUGUUGGCCUGCAGAAGAUUGAGGAGAUCUUCAAGAAGCACAACCACGGCUUCAUGUGGAACGAGCAUAUCGGCUACGUGCUGACCUGCCCAUCCAACCUGGGAACUGGCCUGCGUGGUGGUGUCCACGUCAAGCUGCCCAAGCUGAGCACACACGCCAAGUUCGAGGAGAUCCUCACCAGGCUGCGUCUGCAGAAGCGUGGCACAGGUGGUGUGGACACUGCCUCCGUGGGUGGAGUGUUCGACAUCUCCAACGCUGACCGUCUGGGCUCCUCCGAGGUGCAGCAGGUCCAGCUGGUGGUUGAUGGUGUCAAGCUGAUGGUGGAGAUGGAGAAGAAGCUGGAGAAGGGAGAGGCCAUUGACAGCAUGAUCCCCGCCCAGAAGUAA